AUGAGCCUUUAAUUCUCCGACCACAAACUGGAAAGCAAUUCUAAAAGCCCCAACUUCUCUAGUCAAAGCCACCGCCAAAAUCCAUCACAAAACAGCUCCGCCAAUUACGCAGCCAGUCUGCACCUGUCUCAGUGCAAAUGCUAGUCGCCCCUUUCACACAUCCCAAAACGUAAGAAAAUCCCAUCACUAACUAUAAUAAUCCACACGUAAACCAAAGCAACUCCUUCUUGCUGCAACAAUGGGUCGAGAACAAGAAGAAGGGGAAGGGGGUGAAGAGUACUUGUUCAAGAUAGUGGUCAUAGGAGACUCUGCUGUUGGGAAAUCCAACUUGUUGUCAAGAUUUGCUAGAAAUGAGUUUGAUAGCAAUUCAAAGGCUACAAUUGGGGUAGAGUUCCAGACCCAAGUGGUGGAUAUUGAUGGCAAAGAAAUCAAGGCACAGAUCUGGGACACUGCUGGUCAAGAGAGGUUUAGAGCUGUCACCUCUGCUUACUAUAGAGGUGCCGUUGGUGCUCUCAUUGUUUAUGAUAUCACCAGGAGGACAAGCUUUGAUAGUGUUAAGAGGUGGCUUGAUGAACUUGGCACUCAUUGCGACACUGCGAUCGCUAGAAUGCUUGUAGGGAACAAGUGUGAUCUUGACAGUAUCAGAGAAGUGAGUAGAGACGAGGGCAAGAGCCUUGCGGAGGAAGAAAGUCUAUUCUUCAUGGAGACAUCUGCCCUUGAUUCUACUAAUGUUGAAGCUGCUUUCGAGGUUGUUAUCCGUGAAAUCUACAAUAAUAUGAGCAGGAAAAUCUUAAACUCUGAUUCAUACAAGGCUGAGCUGACAGCCAAUCGAGUGAGCCUGGUGAAUGGGGACACCUCGUCCAAAAAGUAUGGCUUCUCUUGCUGCAAUACAUAGUCUCUUUUCUUUCUGGAGUGUAAUUCGAGUCCGGUGUUUGAAUUCUUUUUGUCAGAUCGGCGCUGCAUUUUACUUACUAUUAUCCUUGGCAACAAGUAUAAAAAUCAUUUAAGCUUUUUUUCGAACUAGUAGUCGUCUCUGCGUGUGUUGUAUGAUGUGACUUGUUUUUUGAGAAUUCAAAACGCUGAUGAUGCUUGUACUGCA
Molecule: messenger RNA, 1099 nt
Organism: Populus trichocarpa (black cottonwood)
Lineage: Eukaryota; Viridiplantae; Streptophyta; Magnoliopsida; Malpighiales; Salicaceae
Product: ras-related protein RABA5e
Exons: 2
Coding region: 239-895 (218 amino acids)
Cellular component (GO): endosome
Molecular function (GO): GTP binding; GTPase activity
Source: RefSeq, a predicted model, not a curated record